Molecule: messenger RNA, 4718 nt
Organism: Eupeodes corollae
Lineage: Eukaryota; Metazoa; Arthropoda; Insecta; Diptera; Syrphidae
Gene: SREBP
Product: sterol regulatory element-binding protein 1
Exons: 11
Coding region: 409-3933 (1174 amino acids)
Biological process (GO): regulation of transcription by RNA polymerase II
Cellular component (GO): nucleus
Molecular function (GO): DNA-binding transcription factor activity, RNA polymerase II-specific; RNA polymerase II cis-regulatory region sequence-specific DNA binding; protein dimerization activity
Source: RefSeq, a predicted model, not a curated record
AUAAACCCCACUGACUGACGCAACACUCGACUCGGGUUAAGUUAAUUCAAAAGCAAAACCUUUCGCCUUGCAAUUGCAAAUACAGAAAACCUAUUCAAGCUUAUUUAACAUUUAAAUCGUAAUUGUUGACCAACAGCAAUGUUUUGAAUUGACGCAGUGCAUUUGUCAAUUGGAAAAAAUGUCUGAAUUUAAGAGAGACAUCGAUUCUAAAAGGAAAAAACAAUCUAAUUUUCUAUGUGCGUAAUUAAUUUGGGGCUAUAAAGCGACGAAGACGACGACGACAACGACCUGACGUCAUAUCGUAUGAUCCAAACAACGUUUUCUGAUUGCAGGACAGUGACAAUAUUCAAAAAGUGUUAAAAGACAUUUCUUAGGAGCAAAAUAAAGUAAAUAAUUGACGAGACGAGGAUGGAUCCAUCGCUGGAUGUGGGAGAAUUCAUCUCCAGCGGCAUGGUGGACUCGUUGGACUUGUUCAAGGAGGAGGAUGCAAUUUCCCUAAUCAAAGAGAUGAUUCCUGCAGACAUGUUGAAUAGCUUCCUCAAUGACAUGGACAUGGUAGAUUUGAAUGACGACGUUAUAUUGCCGGGUUUGCCGGAAUACGGUGCGGAGACAUCGAAGCAGCCAGUGAUUAAACAAGAAACCCCAAUGCCUGGCUCUCCUGCAGCUGGCGGACACUACAAAGCUAUGAUAAGCGAUCCCUUGAUGGGCUCGAACUUCACUCCCCAAACAUGCGGCUCCUCAAAUGGCCAUAGUAUCAUUCCCACAACCAUGUUGAACUCUCCGCCACUUAAUUGCCUCAAAACCGAGCUGUCUUGUCCAUCUCCGCCCAUGACUGUGGUCCAGAACCACUCGCCGCCGUUGGCAUUGCCAACCACGACAGUUAACAUCACCCAGAUUAGUGCACCCCUAACGGUGUCCCCUAACGGACAACAGCAAAUUGUCUACACUACCACUCAACCCGUGACAACACAGACUUUCGUUUUUCAGAAUGCCGCUGUCAGUCCUCAGCUUCCUGUGGACAGUAAGACGGCGACAGUUAUGAAAAAACAUACCCCAGUCGUAACACCACAAUCUACACCUCCUCCACAUCAACCCAACUCCUCCGCCACCUCUUCAUCAUCAUCAACAUCAUCUUCCUCCCAUCAUCAUAAGCAGCAUUCUGCGUCAGUAGUUCAAAAUAUCAGUAGUAAGCCGCCGACAGCAAUUCAGCCUUCUUUGGUGCAACAAGUACCGCAAGUGCUGACAUUGCAAAGUGUCGACAAACAGCAAGUAUUGCUCCACUCAACAAAUCCAACCUUGAUGUACACCACGGCUGGACCAGCAACAACAACACAGAACAUUCAUGCAUUGGUAAAUGGAACACUAUUGGCGACAACUCGCAUUCCAAUGGUAAUUGAGACAGAGAACAAAGUUCCCAUUAAUCGUGUCCAACCAAAGGUUAAAGAAGUUAAACGUUCAGCUCAUAAUGCAAUCGAACGUCGCUACCGCACCUCGAUCAACGACAAAAUUAACGAACUCAAAAAUAUGGUCGUUGGUGAGAGUGCAAAAUUAAAUAAAUCAGCAGUGCUGCGCAAGGCCGUAGAUAAGAUUCGUGAUUUGCAACGUAAUAAUUAUGAGUUAAAAUCUGAAGUUCAAAGGUUACAACGUGAAUUGGCAGCACGUGACGGAACAAAAGUUAAAGACUUGCUUAGCAAUCAUAGUCAUACUAUGAGCAAGAAGAAGCGAAAGAUAUCGAUUGAUGAUGAGAUUUUGUAUGGCAAACCGUUGUUGAUGUUAGACGAGAGUCCUGCACCCAUGACGCCUCCGAGGAGUGACGAAUCGAAUCCAUCGCUAUCGCCUUCGCAUUCGGACAUUUCAUCACCAUCGUCACCGUGUGACAGCAGCAAUGGAAGUGUUAGGGAUGAGGAAGUUAUUCCGUCGGUGCGAGGAAUGGGUUCACAUUCUCGACUCACUCUGUGUAUGUUUAUGUUUGCUGUGCUGGCGGUGAAUCCAUUCAGAGCGUUCCUUGGCAAUGGAUCAUUCGAUGGAGCUGAAGAAGAUGACUUGAGUGGCGUUCGAAGGAAUAUUCUCUCUGUGGAAGAUGGUUUUGUUGGCAACUUGUUCUCAUGGCAAAGUGUCAGCACGUCUAUUUUGCUCUGGACUCUGAAUUUUAUUGUCAUGUUUGGAUGUUUGAUCAAGCUUCUCUGCUAUGGAGAUCCUCUUCUUAGCUCUCAAUCACAGGCAGCCGACAAGUAUUGGAAACACAAAAAACGAGCUGACUCCGAAUUUACUCAGGGAAACGCUUCGGCUGCCUACUCGGAAUAUCUGCUUUGCAUGCAAGUCUUCGGCAUCACUCUACCUCUCUCUAAAAUGGAAACCUUUAGCUUGACCUCAUGGCAAUUUAUUCGGUUCUUCUUCCAUCGCAUCUGGAUUGGACGUUGGUUGUCGCGUAAGUCAGGUGGACUCUUCUGUACUGAUUCGACUCGCAAAGAAGCAUUGACCUCGGCUCGAGAAUUGUCUUUGGUGGCGAAUAGAUUGAAUCAAAUACAUUUGGCGACCAACAUGAACGAUUCUCAUGGAGUCUUGAUAUCAUUGUUCUCUCUAAAUAUGGCUGAAGCUUCUGGUGCGAUCUUAAAUCCAGCCGAUUUGAUUAGCAUUUACAUGACAGCUGCGUUGAGAGUUAAACGAUCCUACCCUAGAUGGUUGAAGUUCUUCGGAAGGUAUUAUGUGAGCAAGGCAAAGCAGGAAUCGGCUAAGAUGUGUGAACAAAUCAAGAAAUAUCAAUGGGCUUUUACUCCGUAUGGGUAUAGAUACUUUAUUUCACAUGAUUUUGAUGCCUCCUCAGGGGAUUCAUUGUUUGCUACGUUAAGUAACAAAGCUGAUCCAUUUUCUUAUGUUCUUAAGGAAUAUCGUGAGCACCUUCUGUUGAAAGCAAUUCAAUGUCUCGUGGGUGCCAGUAAAUCUGGACGCAAUGAUCGAUCCAAUAACAAACCAUUGAAACCAACCAAAGAGGGAGAUACUUCGCCACAAGUUCCAAGUCCUCCCGCAGGGACAAUUGUCAGCAAUGUUCUUAAAUACACAACCCUCUUGAAGGAAACUAUGUCACCGGAUGAUAUCGAUAAGAAAAUCGAUUGGUGGUCAAAUGUUUUGAUUGUCUCGGUCCACUGGUUGCUUGGUGAAGAUGAACAGUCAGAGAAACUCUAUGACACAAUCAAUUCUCUGCCUGAGUGUCUUCAUGUUGAUGGUGAAAGUCUACCAAAGGCACUGCGGACGGUGUUCAGGGCAAGGACUAUUAUUUUGGCAAAUCCAGAAUUAAAAAGUCCAGAAAAACAGACAGUCUUGAAGUUAUGCGAUACAGGAAGUACAUUUUUACAAGAAAGUUUGGCUUGUAAUAAAAUUACACCAGCUAAAGGUCUUAAAUUGCUCUUCCAAUUGUUGACUUGUGAUUGGAUUCUGGAGACACGAACUCAAGUUUGGGAACAUGAAUAUGUCGGAAUUGAAGAUGACGGACAUUAUCAAGUCCCUGGAAACGUAUUAGAAAAAUUCCAAAAAGACCUCAAUUCUUUGAGACACAUUGUUGAAGAUAUUCCCAAUGGCCAAUCCCGAAUUUAUCUCUACGAAGCAGUAUGUCGUCUGAUGGCUGGAGCCUCUCCUGGACAAACUCAACAAUUGCUUGACCGAAGUCUUCGCUACCGUCAUGCAAGAAGUUCGAUUAUUUGUGGUGGCAAAGAUAAGAACCACCAAUUCGAUGGUGGGGAACGUGAACGGGCGGCGGCAAUGUACGUUGCCUGCAAAUAUCUACCAACAAUUCUCCUCUCAUCGCCGGGCGAACGAGCUGGAAUGUUAGCUGAAGCAGCUAAAACAUUGGAAAAAGUUGGAGAUAAACGUAAAUUAAAGGACUGCUACACUUUGAUGAAAUCACUUGGAAGCGGCACUGUGUCGAAUGCACAGUAAAUAUAAUAAACAAAUAAACAAAACCAUUAGUUUAUAGGAGCAUUUUAAGUUAUAGUUUUGAACCACCCAGUGGUUGUUUUUGUUGUUGUUGCUGUUAAGAAUUUAAUUUAAACAGCAACAACAACAUCAAUCAAUAAAGACACAAGAGACUUUUUUGUUUUAAUUUCAAAAUAGCAUUAUGCAUCUACCAAAUCUUUUUAAACAUAAUUAAUCUUUACUAUAUUUUUGCUUUUUUUUUAUAGGGACUAAAACUUACUAUAACUAAAAAAGAUAGUUAUGUAUGUUUUUCUUUUUAAUUAAACUUUAUUUAAAAUAUGAUAACAAUAUUUUAAUGGGUUUGCUUCAAAGGUUAGAGCUAUCGCCAAGACAGAGAUUUGGAAUUUUAUAAAUAUUUUGUUUUCUUAUUUAAUUUAUAACUAAAUAAUUUUCAUAACUCAAAUUGAGUAAAGUUGGUAAUGUUUAAAUUGCAAAAAUAAAAACAAAACAAAAAUUAGAUGCAUUUCUUAUAAAAAUAAUUUUAUAAAAAAAAAAUAAAUAAGUUGCGAUAUUUUCUUUGAAAACAAAAAUAUAUUUAAUAUAUUAAUAAUAUUUGAAGUGUUUAAAAGUUGACGAAUUAUUUUAUGAUUUAGUUAAUAAUUUAAUUUUGUUUAUUUUUGACAAAAUAAAAACUCAACAAAAUGUACAACAAGCCUCUGUAAACAAAGACAAAUUAUAAAUUAGAACCAUCACCUUUAUAAUGUUUGACAGUACCUAAAUAAAUAAAAUUAACUUUUUUUAAAACAACA